GCCAGGUGGAGACCCGGGGGCCGCGAUGGGUCGCCGCCGCCUGCCGGUCUGGCUGUGCGCCGUCGCGGCGCUUCUCUCGGGGGCGCAGGCCAAGGGCACCCCGCUCCUCGCGCGGCCCGCGCCGCCCGGUGCCUCCCGCUACAGCCUCUACACGACGGGAUGGCGCCCGCGGCUGCGCCCGGGGCCGCACAAGGCCCUCUGUGCCUACAUUGUACACAGGAAUGUGACCUGUGUCCUACAGGAGGGAGCGGAUAACUACAUAAAGGCUGAGUACCGGCAGUGUGGAUGGGGGCCCAACUGCCCCGGGACAGUCACGUACCGCACAGUGCUCAGACCCAAAUACAAGGUGGGCUACAAGACAGUGACCGACCUCGCCUGGCGUUGCUGCCCCGGCCUCGCUGGAGAAGGCUGCCCCGAGCAUCUCACGGACCACGCGGCCGCCCCACCUCAGCCGGAGCCUGAGGCCCAGGUUCCCUCGGGGCAGGUGGGCCCAGGCCCCAGGCCCCUUCCUUCUAGCAGAGCAGCCUCCAGCCCCCACGGAAGGAAAGGCCCAGGGCUGUUUGGUGAACGGCUGGAACGCCUGGAGGGUGAUGUCCAGCGCCUGGCACAAGCAUAUGGUACCCUCAGUGGCCUGGUGGCCAGCCACGAAGACCCCAACAGGGUGACUGGUGGCUCCAAUGCUCCUGCUGCCCCUGUGGGCUUUGGGGUCAUCCCCGAGGGGUUUGUGAACCCCAGAGACAGAGCUGGAGGACCACUCACUCCUCCUCUGGAUGAGAUCCUGAGCAAGGUGACAGAGGUGAGCAACACACUCCGGACCAAGGUGCAACUGCUGGACGAGGUGCAUGGACUGGCCCUCGGCCAUGAGGCUCACCUGCAGCGGCUGCGGGAGAGCCCCCCAUCUCCGCUCACCUCCCUGGCGCUGCUGGACGAGUAUGUGGACCGACGGCUGCACCGACUCUGGGGGAACCUGCUGGAUGGCUUCGAGCAGAAGCUGCAGGGUGUCCAGAAUGCGUGCGACCUACAGGUGCAGGAGGUGCGGCAGCAGUUCGAGGAGGGCCAGGCGGCCAGCCGGAGGCUGCACCAGAGCCUGGAUGGCCGGGAGCUGGCCCUGCGCCGGGAGCUCUCACAGCUGGGUACCCGGCUGCAGGGCUUGGGCGUGGCUGGCAGGGGCAGCUGCUGUGGCCAGCUGGCCUUGAUCAGUACCCGCGUAGACAGCCUCGAGAGGAAGCUGCAGGCAGUGACCGAGGCCCAAAGGGGCCACAGCCCCCCCGACGGGAAUGACCUCACACGGCUCUCUGCUGCCAUGCUCGAGGGGGGCGUGGAUGGGCUGCUGGAGGGCUUGGAGACCGUCAACAGCACAGAGGGUGGAGCCAGGGGCUGCUGUCUGGGGAUGCAGGAGGGGGGCUGGGGUGUGCGUGGCUUCCACACCAUGCUGGAAGAGCGCGUGCAGAGGCUGGAGGAACGCCUGCUGACGCUGGCUGGGGAGCCGAGCCACGAUAGCGCUCCUGCAGGCAGAUCGGCUCGCCCGCUCGUGCAGACGGAGCUGGCGGUGCUGGAACAACGGCUGGUUUCACUGGAGGCCUCGUGUACCCCUAGGACCACCCUAGCCAUCCUGGACAAUCUCGUGGCCGAAGUGAAGGCCUGGCAGAGCCGGAGCGAGGCCCUCCUACGCCAGGUGGCCAGCCAUGCGGCCCUGCUCCAGAAGCUCAAUGGCACCGUGGCUGAGGUCCAGGGGCAGCUGGCAGAAGCAGCGGGCAACUCCCUCCAAGGCGAGAUCACCCUGCUCAAGGUCAAUCUGAACUCUGUGAGCAAGUCGCUCACGGGCCUCAGUGACUCUGUCAGCCAGUAUUCUGAUGCCCUCUUGGCCGCCAACACAUCCCUGGAUGAGCGGGAACGCAAGGUGGAGGCUGAGGUCCACGCCAUCCAGGAGCAGGUCAGCAGCCAAGGCUCGUGGCUUCGGGCCGGACACAGGCAGGUCCUGAGCCUGCGGGGGCAGCUGGAGCAACUCAAGGCCGGCGUGGCCAGUGUGGCUGGCAGGCUGAGCCGCUGCCAGGACACGGCCCAGGAACUGCAGCUUGCGGUGGGUCACUUUGACCAGAGGGUGGCGCAAGUGGAAGGUACCUGUGGGAGGCUGGGCCUGCUGGCUGCGGGCCUGGACAGCUUGGCGGCUGAGUCCCUUGGGCCCAGGGAGGGCCUGUGGGACCACGUGGACCAGCUGAACCGCACGCUGGCCCAGCACGCAAAGGACAUUGCCCGCCUCCAGGAUGACCUGCUGGACUGCCGGGCCCAGCUGGCCGAGCAGGUCCGGGCAGGGCAGGCCGACUAGGUGGGCUGGACAGGCCAACCCCCAGAUCCCGCCAACCCUGGGGACCCUCCCCCAGAGCCCAGCCUUGCCUAGCAGUGCCUCCCAGCCUCCCCUGGCCAGCACGGAUGCCAUUUCAGAGGGCCUUGAAGGAACAGUGUGGGUCUGGCUCCACCUGACUGCCCAGGCACCAACUGGGCAAUUCAGGACUGCGGUCAAGGCCAGGACGUCAUGCCUGAAGGCCGGGGUGGCCCCAAGAGACUGCACCACCCACGGUCUGCAAAUCGCUCUUCUGCAGACACACCAGUUAGCAUCUGCACAGACCUUCAGGUCCGUUCUCGGACAGCAGUCUCUCCGCAUCUCCCUUCGCCUGUGGACAGCAGCUCCAAGCCCUUAGAGGCUUCUCAGCCACCUGGGCUUGGUUUCUUCAGGAAGGUCGUGCCCACUGGCACUGUCCUCCCACCUGGCAGCUUCAAGGAUGCUGUUCCUGAACUAAGGACCAGAGGUUUCCACCACCCUGCGGGUCCUUCAGGACAGAACGGAAACACAAGGACUCAGUGGAGAGUUCUCUUUAUUCCUUUUGAUUCUCUCCCAAGGUGAGGGCUUAGGCAGCCGCGGAUUCCCGGAGGAAAGGAUGGGGUCCAAGUGAUCUGUUUGGAGACGCCUCCCACUGUAAUUUAUCCUUUUCGUUCCCCUCCCCAAAGAUGUUUUUGGGGUACUCUGGUCCCCACGUGAUCCUCUCCUUCCCACUUGGAGGAGAAUCUCCCUCCACCCCAGGUUAGGGCCUCUCUCCAAAGGGUGGCCCUCAUGCACAUCAUGGCCUGAAUGAGGCCAGACCCUGCGCAGGAGGCCACAGCUGGAGGAAAAGGGCUCCAGGCCUAGUUUCCAACAUCCUUGGAAAACCCCAGCCCUGCCCGGAUGUUCACAAGGUGGUGAGAAAUUCAGGUAUGAAAACAUGAGGACACAAGCGUUCGUCUGGCCUGCGUACGCCCCAGAGGCCCAUCCCUGCUGAGGUUCCCAGCCUCAGUUUCCCCACAGCAGCUCGGGCCCUUCCAUGGUGUUUUGCAGGUCCCUGCAGCCCCACCUUCUGGGUUCCUGACAUUUGGUGUUCUGCCCCCCACUUUGGUGCCGUUGGGGGAGGGCAGGCCUGGAUUAAAGCUUUUAGCCUGUCUAAAGGAAUUUUCUUCCCCAA
Molecule: messenger RNA, 3494 nt
Organism: Lagenorhynchus albirostris (white-beaked dolphin)
Lineage: Eukaryota; Metazoa; Chordata; Mammalia; Artiodactyla; Delphinidae
Gene: EMILIN3
Product: elastin microfibril interfacer 3
Exons: 4
Coding region: 26-2326 (766 amino acids)
Cellular component (GO): extracellular matrix
Molecular function (GO): protein binding
Source: RefSeq, a predicted model, not a curated record